AUCGCGAGAAAGUGUGUUUCCGGAAGACGUGGCUGUUGCUGCAGUGGCAGCUGUCAAACCAAACUCCUCCAACAGCAGCUACUUAAACAUUCUCUCUUCUUCUCUCACCCCUUCGCCCGUUCGCCCGGCGUCAGGAUGAUUUCGCUAACGGACUCGCAAAAGAUUGGAAUGGGAUUAACAGGCUUUGGCGUGUUUUUCCUCUUCUUCGGUAUGAUCCUGUUCUUUGACAAAGCACUGCUGGCUAUCGGAAACAUCCUGUUUGUUGCUGGGCUUUCCUUCGUCAUUGGGUUAGAGAGGACCUUCCGCUUCUUCUUCCAGAAGCACAAGAUGAAGGCGACCAGUUUCUUCCUGGGAGGUGUGCUUGUGGUGCUGAUUGGCUGGCCCAUUGUCGGGGUCGUACUGGAGUUCUAUGGCUUCUUUCUGUUGUUCAGGGGUUUCUUCCCAGUUGUAGUCGGCUUCAUCAGAAGAAUACCUGUCCUCGGCUCUAUCCUAAACCUGCCGUUCAUCAGUGCAUAUGUGGACAAAGCUGGCGAGAGCAACACCAUGGUAUAGCAGUGACUUUUUGUACCCACUGAAGGCUGUUUGAGUGCAGCAGGUUUUAUACAGCAACAAAAUCUCCCAUCGGGCUGAUUUAAAACAACUAGGGUUAUAUGUUCAGAUUCCUCCCUCCUCCAGCAGGCAAAGACCGCUCUCUGUCUUAUCUGUUAUUUCACUGGUCAGCGCUACCAAUCAAAGGCUCAUCAGCACAUCGCAACGCCAGUCGGUUACUAAAGGAUGGAGUUACUAAGGUCACUAUAAUAAAUAUUUGAAGCGCUAUUGAUCCCAUCACCGUUGAACGCAUCUAGCAAGAUAAUGGAGGAUAGAAGAUUUCUUCAAAGGCUCAUUGACUCUGUCUACGUGACUUUCUUACUCUGUGGAAGAAACAGACUAAACCACCACCAGGAUGAGAAGUGGACCGACAGCUCUCCAUGUUUCAUUUUUCUGUGCCUGUGCUCUAACUUUAUUUCGACAAAAGCUUUUUAUGUCGUUUUUUUGUCAUCAACCUUGGGCUCUAUUUUAACAACCUGAAGUAUUUUGGUUAUGUUCUAAUUCCCUUUUGCUUGUUUAAAGGUUUUGCUUGUAAUAUGAAAUAAACCUAUCAGAGUGCCAUCUCCAAUUCACUUGAAAAAGCAGGUACACGUGCCCCUCACUUUGUAAUAAGGGAGAGAAUGUUUCUCUACAAAUGUGCUUUGGCGCAAGCAGACCAAAGCUUUCGUCUCUUCUCAAGACAGCAGAGCACCAACAAUGCAGCUGACGACCCCUCGUUUUAAGACAAACUCUCACAUGGUUGCUCAGAUAUGCGCAACUGCAUUUGAAGAAACUAGCAGAGAAAGUUGCCAAUGCUCCAGGUGUAAGAUAGAGCCCUAAGUUUCAUUUUUUGUGUGUCUUGCAGCUUUUUGAAAUACCAAACGUGGCUAUUGUAAUACUUUCCCUUUGUAACAUGUCAUUUCUGUUGGCUAAUGACUGCAUUGGUAUAAAUUAUUUUAUAAAUGAUAA
Messenger RNA from Platichthys flesus (European flounder), 1536 nucleotides. RefSeq names its product golgi transport 1Ba (gene golt1ba). Gene Ontology annotation, cellular component: endoplasmic reticulum; membrane. Lineage: Eukaryota; Metazoa; Chordata; Actinopteri; Pleuronectiformes; Pleuronectidae. The record is from RefSeq and is a predicted model, not a curated record. Bases 136 to 552 code for a protein of 138 amino acids. The transcript has 5 exons. Gene Ontology annotation, biological process: endoplasmic reticulum to Golgi vesicle-mediated transport; retrograde transport, endosome to Golgi.